AAAGUCUCUUCUUUUUUUUUAACAGCCAUUGAACUUGUUACUACUAAUAAUGACGUUCUGAACCAAACUGGAGGGUGAUAUAACAAUUCUCUAUUUCUGCUAUACUUAAACAGAGUUGGGGGUGGGGUACUCACAUGGGAAAUUUUAGUGACUUACUCUCAUGUUAGGAAACUUUCAGGCAACUGGUUUGGUGGGAAAAUGGAAAUAAUUCAUCUAUGCGUGAAAUAUGAGCUUCUGUCUAUAAAUGAGAUUUGAAUGUAUCUUAUUGGUGCUUUAUUGGGAUUGAAUUCCAGUUAGGCCAAAUAACCAGAGCUGAGGCUACGAAAUCCAGUUCACUUGGGUUUCCUUCGCAGAGACUACAAUUCCCGACAGGCAACGGGUCUUCGAACCUUCAACGUGCGACCAAGCCCCGCCUCCCAGGCUUCAUGGAAGGGGUUCUCCAAUGGCAGGGCUUCCAUCGCGGAGCCGGCGGGUUAGGCUGUGAGUUCCAGACUGGAAGAAGGCAAUUCUGGGAGAAGUCGGGUCGCUUCGAGCUGGGUUGGGGACAUAGCCGCACGGAAGGAGCCGUGCUCUUCGAGGAAGAGGAAUAAGCACCGGGGGCGACUGGAAAAUGCCUGUCCAUUCCCGCGGGGACAAGAAAGAGACUAACCAUCACGAUGAAAUGGAGGUGGACUACGCCGAGAACGAGGGAAGCACCUCGGAGGACGAGGACACCGAGAGCUCUUCAGUCUCCGAGGAUGGGGACAGCUCAGAAAUGGAUGAUGAAGACUGUGAAAGAAGAAGAAUGGAGUGCUUAGAUGAAAUGUCAAAUCUUGAAAAACAGUUUACAGACCUCAAAGAUCAGCUUUAUAAAGAACGAUUGAGUCAAGUGGAUGCAAAGCUCCAAGAAGUAAUAGCUGGGAAGGCACCAGAAUAUUUGGAACCAUUGGCAACUUUGCAAGAAAAUAUGCAAAUCCGAACAAAGGUAGCAGGAAUCUAUAGAGAGCUCUGCUUAGAAUCUGUAAAGAACAAAUAUGAAUGUGAAAUCCAAGCUUCUCGCCAGCACUGUGAGAGUGAAAAGCUCUUGUUAUAUGAUACUGUACAGAGUGAACUAGAAGAGAAAAUUAGAAGGCUUGAAGAAGAUAGGCACAGCAUUGACAUUACCUCAGAGCUGUGGAAUGAUGAGCUUCAGUCAAGGAAAAAAAGAAAGGACCCCUUCAGUCCAGACAAAAAGAAGCCAGUUGUUGUAUCAGGCCCCUAUAUAGUUUAUAUGUUACAAGACCUAGAUAUUCUUGAAGAUUGGACAACAAUUAGAAAGGCAAUGGCUACACUCGGUCCACAUAGAGUAAAACCAGAACUUUUUCAACUGAUCCCUUUAGCACCUGUGAAAUUGGAAAAACACCUACACAGUGCUAAGUCUGAAGAGGGAAGAUUGUAUUAUGAUGGUGAAUGGUAUAUACGUGGACAAACAAUAUGUAUUGAUAAGAAAGAUGAAUGCCCUACAAGUGCCAUAAUUACAACAAUUAACCAUGAUGAAGUUUGGUUUAAGAGAUCUGAUGGAAGCAAAUCUAAACUUUAUAUUUCCCAGCUACAGAAAGGAAAAUAUUCAAUAAAACAUUCAUAAUCACUA
Vombatus ursinus (common wombat) is the source of this 1609-nucleotide messenger RNA. It is a transcript of the gene BRMS1L, whose product is annotated as BRMS1 like transcriptional repressor. Gene Ontology annotation, biological process: negative regulation of transcription by RNA polymerase II. The record is from RefSeq and is a predicted model, not a curated record. Lineage: Eukaryota; Metazoa; Chordata; Mammalia; Diprotodontia; Vombatidae. Gene Ontology annotation, molecular function: histone deacetylase binding. Bases 611 to 1603 code for a protein of 330 amino acids. The transcript is spliced from 10 exons. Gene Ontology annotation, cellular component: Sin3-type complex.